Molecule: messenger RNA, 1395 nt
Organism: Acaulospora morrowiae
Lineage: Eukaryota; Fungi; Glomeromycota; Glomeromycetes; Diversisporales; Acaulosporaceae
Source: the annotation of a GenBank genome assembly
AUGUCUAAUUCAUACUAUAAUUGUCUCAUAUAUGCGCUUGUUAUCACGAUAACAUUCGUCAUUGUUCAUUCACCAACGUCUGCAGUAGUUCUUCCUCGUCAAGAUACCAUAAACAACACAGUACUUGAAGCCUCAUCCUAUCACAUCGUCUCAAGUAACCUUUGUGACCCCAGUGUAAAACAGUAUUCAGGCUAUAUAAAAACUGGACCUGGUCAACAUAUGUUUUUCUGGUUUUUUGAAUCUCGUAAAGAUCCCAAGAAUGAUCCUUUGACCUUGUGGCUCAAUGGUGGGCCCGGUUGUACGUCGAUGUUUGGCCUCUUCGUGGAAUUGGGUCCAUGCUACUCGAAAAAUAACGGUUCUGAUACAGUAAUCAAUCCUUAUAGUUGGAACAAUGUGUCAAAUAUGUUAUUCGUAGACCAGCCAAUAGAUGUCGGAUAUUCAUUUGGAAAGGGCAUCGUGAAUUCAACAGCGGAAGCCGUCGUUCCACUGUACACAUUUUUACAAAAAUUCCUCGCUCGUUUUCCUGAAUAUUCCAAACAAGACUUUCACUUCUUUGGUGAAUCGUACGCAGGACAUUAUAUACCGGCUACGGCAAAAUAUAUUUAUGAUAUGAAUCAACGAAUCUUGGAAAAAAAGGAAGAAGGAAUUUUUAUUAAUCUUAAGUCACUAGGCAUUGGGAACGGUGACGUAGAUCCGUAUACACAAAUUGCUUCGUACCCAACCUUUGCACGUUAUAGUUCUUAUGGUCAGCUUGUCUCAGAAGAUGUUAUCAAACAGAUGGAAAGCUAUCUUUCGGAAUGUAAAAGAAAAAUGGACAAAUGUGACAGAACAAACACUGAUGAUGACUGUGCUACUGGAUUCAAUUAUUGUAACCUCUAUAUAUUAGGCACUUAUGAUGCUAACUCUGGUCUCAACGACUAUGACGUUCGACUGUUCAAUACCACCGACGAAGUACCAUAUGAUUAUUUAAACUUCAUAAAUAACCCUCAAGUAAAGAAGGCAAUUGGAGCCAAAUCUUCAUUCAAAAACUGUAAUAGAGAUAUCUAUUGGGCAUUUCGAACAUCUGGGGAUCAAGGUCGGAGUUUUAAGAACCACUUCGGUUAUCUCCUGGACCGCGGUGUUCGAAUCCUCAAUUAUAACGGAGACGCGGAUUAUAUUUUAAAUUGGUUUGGCACGCGAAAUUGGACGAAUGCGCUUGAAUGGAAUCAUAAAAAGGAGUUUAACAGCGCCCCAUUUGAAGAAUGGUUCGUGCAGGGAAAGCCUGCAGGACAGUAUCAACAGGCAUACGGAUUUUGGUUUGUGAGAGUUUAUGGGGCUGGUCAUGAGGUUCCCUAUUUUCAGCCCCUUAAUUCACUCUAUAUGUUUGAAAAAUGGAUUAAUUUGUCAAGCUUGUAA